Syngnathoides biaculeatus (alligator pipefish) is the source of this 2768-nucleotide messenger RNA. It is a transcript of the gene gcm2, whose product is annotated as glial cells missing transcription factor 2. Gene Ontology annotation, molecular function: DNA-binding transcription activator activity, RNA polymerase II-specific; RNA polymerase II cis-regulatory region sequence-specific DNA binding. Gene Ontology annotation, cellular component: nucleus. The record is from RefSeq and is a predicted model, not a curated record. The transcript has 8 exons. Gene Ontology annotation, biological process: regulation of transcription by RNA polymerase II; gliogenesis. Lineage: Eukaryota; Metazoa; Chordata; Actinopteri; Syngnathiformes; Syngnathidae. The coding region runs from base 154 to 1500 and encodes 448 amino acids.
CAGUCUGACCGAAUCCUCUCCUGAGUCGCAGUGGCGGCAAUCUCUUGGGACUUUUGCAUUGGGAAAUUAUUUGAUAACUCUCCCACAGACAGGACCCGGACCCAGAUCAGGUGCGGGAACGAGACCCGGACAGCUACCGGAACCGAAGGGUUGAUGAUGUCCCGCGUGGAGGAUCGCGACGAGGCGGACUGCGUGUGCUCCUUCGGGAUGAAGUCCACUUGGGACAUCAACGACCCCAAACUCCCGCAGGACACGAAGCAGUUUGACGCCUUCCAGGAGUGGACGGACGGUUACGUGCGCUACAUCUACAGCGCGGAGGACAAGAAUGCUCAGCGCCACUUGUCAGGGUGGGCCAUGAGGAACACCAACAACCACAACUGCCAGAUCCUGAAGAAGUCGUGUUUAGGCGUGGUGGUCUGCUCUCGAGGCUGCGCGCUGGCCGAUGGUUUGCGACUGCAAUUGCGGCCCGCCAUCUGCGACAAAGCGCGGCAGAAGCAGCAGAAGAAAGUUUGCCCGAGUUGUAGCGGCGCUCUGGAGCUGCUCCCGUGCCGAGGCCACAGCGGGUACCCCGUCACCAAUUUCUGGAGGGUGGACGGGAAAGCCAUCUUCUUCCAGGCCAAAGGAGUCCACGACCAUCCGAGACCAGAAUCCAAGUCUGAGACGGAGGCCAGGAGAAGUUCGAUAAAAAGACGAGUGAGCUCGCCUCCGUUCGCACCAAAAAGACGCCUCGUUGAAUCCCAGGCUCUCGGUCAAGCCCUACUCUCCUGCGUCGAGUCUACAGACCGGAUCUCCUUUAUCGAACCAAGCUUCCCGCAGCAUUACCCAGCAUUCCAGAACACAGACCCGUACUACAACCCCCACAACGCAUUGGGGGAGACUUCACCCAGCCUGCAAAAGACCGCCAGUCCCAGGCUCUACAUGGGUCGGCCCGCUUACGAGUUCCAGGGCUACCUGGCCUCACCCGCAUAUCCCGUCGCCUCGGAACUCUGCGAUCCCAGGGUAGCUCCGGUCCUCGCUUGUCCCAGCUCCUCGGCGUCCGCUCCCCUCUCGUCGUCCUCCUCCUCGUCCUCCUCUUCCUUCGAUCCGCCCCUGCCCAAACCGGGCUGGAAGGAUCUCCUGAAGAGUUCCGCUCCGUACGGCGACAACCACCAUUAUUACAGCCCGGACUAUCCCUGCCGCUACCCCGGAAACCCCCCGGCUUCUCCGGCGGCGCUACAGACCAUCAUCACCACCACAACCAAAGUCUCGUAUCAGCCGUGUCCAAAGGGCACCGCCUACCAGUCGUGUCCCAAAGUUCAGUCCGGGCUACCCGGCUGCUCCUCGCUGCCGGACGAGUCGUCCUCGUCGUACUCGGCCGAAGUGAAGGUGACGGACGAGUCGGGCGGCGUCAUCAAGUCUCUUUCAUUUCAGCCUGAGGUCGUGCAGACCAAAACGGAGCGAGCGGACGCCUACGACUAUCGCUACGGCUACGCCAACACGUUCCGUUACGACGACUACUGAUGCGCCGCCGAUCCGCUACCUCCGUUACCGUGACGACUGAACCUGGGGAAGGACGUCUCCUGUGACGACAGAACACUCGUUUUCUUUCGGGCCUGCCGCAGAACAAAACGUGAACACGAACUUUUACUGACUUUGUUCCGUCGUGUGCGGCCAUAAAGUCCGUGGAGUGAAGCACGUGGGAUUUGGGGAAUUGAAAAAGAAGGAAAAAAAAAACAAAACGGAAGCUCUUUUGGGGACUUUAGCACGUACAAGAUAUGCUAGCAGAUUGCGACGUUAGCGUGUUGCUGAGAGGUUGGCAGUUUUUGAACAUUUCACCUCGGAGACGAAAGUCAGCGCUGCGAUCGUCACGUAUUGACAACGUGGCGAUUUCCAAUUUUCGGAUUGGACCUCUCAACGGCUUGCUGCCAUUUUUCCUGUGAGGAUUCACCCUGUCGUUCAAAAGCUGACAUGGCGACCCUCGCGUGUCGUUUGUCUUAUUUAUUGGUCGCCGACUGACUUGUGAUGACCUGCUCUUUGAUCAUGCACGCGCGCGCGCACACCAACGUGAAGUGAGCGAAUCUCCUUGAUUACGGGGGGGGGGAGGGGGAGGCUCGCCGUGCCCCCCGCCAGAAAUAUUUAUCAAGUCACCCAGUCCUAAAAACAUUGCUGGGAAGGUGGGGGGCAUUUGGAGAGGCAGCCCCCACUCCGCGGUUGUCGAUCGAGCGGUAGGGCGCCGUUAGGCCCAUACCGCCCCCCCACCCCGCAGGACAGGCACGCGCACUCGCAUUGCUUGCUUGUGCCGUCUCGGACCAACACCUGAAUGCGAGUAAAGCGUUGCCGGCGUCUGCGUGCGCAUCAAAAAGCAAACUUGUGUGCCGAAUAAACUUGUAUGGACAGGAAGUGUUUUGUGUCUGUCACUAACCUGCAUUAGAACCAGACGGCGAGUUCAAGGUCAGGUGAAGGUGAUUAGAGAGUCAAGGUCAAUGAAGGUGUGAUGUCAGCCAGGUGCGUGGAGGAGAAAAACCUGCGCUGCCAUUGGCUCAUGUCGGAAUUGUUUGGAGUUUGAAGUCAGCCGGCGUGCGGCAAAAUGUUCACCUGGAGGACACGCUGAAAAAAUAUACACAAAAACACGACCAGUGUGUCUGUGGAGUCAUUCUAUCCUUUCAGCAACAUGUCGUCUUAUCUUCUCAUCUUCUCCUCGGCUGAUCUUCAUCGCUGACUUUUCACACGCAAAUCUUCUUCUUGGUUAAAUAAAUUGUAAUCACCCCCCCCCACCCCCUCCCCCAACC